AUUCCAGAAUUCUCUGACGGCUUCUGGACUGGGGCCCAGUUGGCAUGCUGGACGAAUUCCGAAACACCUUGGUCCUAUUUCCCGAAGAUCUCCAUCUACCUGCGAGAUGAGAACUCCAGCCAGUCCUUCCGUAUCACCAUCCUGCCACAGUUGUACAUUCAGCCCAUGAUGGGGGCUGGCCUGAAUUAUGAGUGCUACCGAUUCGGCGUCUCCCCUUCCACGAAUGCGCUGGUGAUUGGUGCGACAGUGAUGGAGGGCUUCUACGUGGUCUUCGACAGAGCUCACAAGAGGGUGGGCUUUGCAGCGAGUCCUUGUGCAGAGACCGCAGGUGUUCCAGUGUCUGAAAUUUCCGGGCCCUUCUCCACAGACGACAUAGCCAGCAACUGUGUCCCGGCCCCAGCUUUGAACGAGCCCAUCUUGUGGAUUGUGUCCUAUGCACUGAUGAGUGUGUGUGGGGUCAUCCUUCUUGUCCUCAUUGUCCUGCUGCUGGUCCCCUUCCGAUGUCGGCAUGCACCUCGUGACCCCGAGGUCGUCAAUGAUGAGUCCUCUCUGGUCAGGCAUCGCUGGAAAUGAAGAGCCAUGUCUGAGCUCUGGUGACCUUGAACUCAGCUCUUCCAAGAGUGACAUGUGUGGGACGGCAGGCGUGGGAUAUGGGCCAGACUUCUUCCUCUGUCUGUCAGUCUGGAAUCUCAGUUCUUUCUCCAGAUGCCUUCCGGAUUCACUGUACCUUGAUUAUUCUUGAUUUGCAAGUUUCCAAUUCUCUCCUACUUCCAAGAGAAAUGUUAAUAAAAAACACCUCGUUGUAAACCAAAACAGAAUUUGGCUUUAGGCUUCAUGGGACUGGUUAUGCCAAACUGUCUAGGUAUGCCACCCUCUAUAACCUCUGGCAAAAUGGGGGCAUUUGGUUUAUAACCACGU
Molecule: messenger RNA, 918 nt
Organism: Castor canadensis (American beaver)
Lineage: Eukaryota; Metazoa; Chordata; Mammalia; Rodentia; Castoridae
Source: RefSeq, a predicted model, not a curated record